AUGUCUAGAAGGUCCAAUGCAGUAAAUUAUGCAGAAUUAGAUGACGACAACUUUUCCGAUGAAGGAUAUAAUGAACCUAUAGACUUGGAAGAUAAUGAUUAUGGAACAACUUCAAGCAAAAGAAGGAAACAUAGAUCAGCUACUCCAAGUGAGGAUAAUCAAGCUAAGCGCAAAAAAGCGAAAGUUACCGUAGAAGCUUUGAAACAUGAUUUGCAACAAACAUCAAACGCCGAAGAUGAACUAAUAGACAUAACCUCAGAUAUUCCAAAAGAUUAUAUACCCGAUGCAGUAUCAAAAUCAUUUGGAAGGCAAGAUUUUUCUUAUUUAAAAUUAAGACCAGAUCAUUUUUCAAGACCUAUAUGGAUUGCACCUAAUCAGAAUGAUAUAAGAAUAAUAUUGGAAUCAUUUUCGCCAUUAGCAGAACAGGCACAAGAUUUUUUAAUCACUAUAGCAGAACCUAUAUCAAGACCUUCUCAUGUUCAUGAAUAUAAAAUUACGGUUUAUUCAUUAUACGCGGCAGUGUCUGUUGGGCUCGAAACCGAUGAUAUAAUAUCCGUUUUGAAUCGGUUGUCGAAAGUACCGGUGGCAGAUUCCAUUGUACAAUUUAUUAAAGCAGCGACAGUAUCAUAUGGUAAAGUGAAACUAGUUUUGAAAAAUAAUAGAUAUUUUGUUGAAAGUACUCAAGCCGAUGUACUUCAGAUGUUACUUAAAGACGAAGUAAUAGGGCCUUUAAGAAUCCAAUCAACUGAAAAUACUGUCACUAGUAAUGGGUUAGUACAAUCAGCACCUCCUCAAAAUGAUAUAAAUAUUCCAGGAACUAAGAAAAGUGAAACGGAGAAUGGAAAUGACGAAAUUGAAGAUAUAUUUGCAUCAGUCGUUGGAAAUAGAGACGAUGACGAUGAUUUGGAUACAGUUCAUUCGUUUGAAAUAUCUCAUGACUCAGUUGAAAUUGUUAAGAGAAGGUGUCAAGAAAUAGAUUAUCCCGUAUUGGAAGAGUAUGAUUUCCGUAAUGAUGCAAGAAACCCUGAUCUCGAAAUUGAUUUAAAACCUUCAACACAAAUUAGACCUUAUCAAGAGAAAUCAUUAUCUAAAAUGUUUGGUAAUGGAAGAGCAAGAUCUGGUAUUAUUGUUCUUCCCUGUGGUGCUGGAAAAACCUUAGUAGGUAUCACUGCAGCUUGUACUAUAAGAAAAUCAGUCAUAGUCUUGUGCACAUCAUCUGUUUCAGUAAUGCAAUGGAGACAGCAAUUUUUACAAUGGUGUACAAUUCAACCCGAAAAUGUCGCAGUUUUCACAUCUGAAAAUAAAGAGAUGUUUGCUAGUGAAUCUGGUUUAGUAGUGUCUACCUAUUCGAUGGUUGCAAAUACCAGAAAUCGAUCACACGAUUCUCAGAAAGUCAUGGACUUUUUAAGAUCAAGAGAAUGGGGGUUUAUUAUUCUAGAUGAAGUUCACGUUGUGCCAGCAAACAUGUUUAGAAGAGUUGUUACCACAAUUGCAGCACAUGCUAAAUUAGGUUUAACAGCUACAUUAGUCAGAGAGGACGACAAAAUCGAUGACUUAAAUUUCUUGAUUGGACCAAAAUUAUAUGAAGCUAAUUGGAUGGAUUUGGCUCAGAAAGGUCACAUAGCUAACGUCCAAUGUGCCGAAGUUUGGUGUCCAAUGACUUCUGAAUUUUAUCAAGAAUAUUUAAGAGAAAGUGCAAGAAAAAGAAUGUUACUAUAUAUCAUGAACCCUACUAAAUUUCAAGCAUGUCAAUUUUUAAUCCAUUAUCAUGAAAAAAGAGGUGACAAGAUUAUUGUUUUUAGUGAUAAUGUUUAUGCAUUACAAGAAUAUGCCCUCAAGUUGGGUAAACCGUUUAUUUAUGGAUCCACACCUCAACAAGAAAGAAUGAAAAUUUUACAAAAUUUUCAACACAAUGAUCAAAUAAAUACUAUAUUUUUAUCAAAAGUUGGUGACACCUCAAUCGAUUUACCAGAGGCAACAUGCUUGAUACAAAUCAGUUCUCAUUAUGGAUCAAGAAGACAAGAAGCACAAAGGUUGGGAAGAAUUUUGAGAGCAAAAAGACGUAAUGAUGAAGGUUUCAAUGCAUUUUUUUAUUCGUUAGUUUCAAAGGAUACCCAAGAAAUGUACUAUUCGACAAAAAGGCAGGCAUUUUUGGUGGAUCAAGGGUAUGCUUUUAAAGUCAUUACUCAUUUGAGUGGUAUGGAGCAGUUACCUGAUUUAGCAUAUGCAUCAGCCAGAGAGAGAAGAGAGCUUUUACAACAAGUGUUAUUGAAAAAUGAAGACGCUGCUGGAUUAGAGGUUGGAGAUGAUGCUGACACAAACUUUAUUUCUAAGGAGCAAAGGCAAAGAUUGGAAAGACAAAAUGGCAACAAUGGAGCAACACGUACUGCUGGAUCUUUAGCUGGUUUGGCUGGUGGAGAAGACAUGGCAUAUAUUGAGUAUAGUAAAAACAAGAACAAAGAAUUAAGGGAGUCACAUCAUCCAUUGAUUCAAAAGAUGUAUUACAAGAAAAAACAACAACAGCAACAACCACAACAACUGAAAUAG
Molecule: messenger RNA, 2547 nt
Organism: Lodderomyces pseudojiufengensis
Lineage: Eukaryota; Fungi; Ascomycota; Pichiomycetes; Serinales; Debaryomycetaceae
Product: TFIIH/NER complex ATPase/helicase subunit
Exons: 1
Coding region: 1-2547 (848 amino acids)
Biological process (GO): nucleotide-excision repair; transcription initiation at RNA polymerase II promoter
Cellular component (GO): transcription factor TFIIH holo complex; nucleotide-excision repair factor 3 complex; transcription preinitiation complex
Molecular function (GO): DNA binding; 3'-5' DNA helicase activity; ATP binding
Source: RefSeq, a predicted model, not a curated record